AUGGAUCUCUACGUCACUGCCGUUAGCCUCGUAGUCCUGUAUAUUCUGAAGCGACUCCUUCUGGAGAAGGGCCCUUCAGAACCUCUACCACCGGGACCAAAGCCGUUGCCCAUUGUUGGCAAUAUCCGUGAUCUUCCCUCGGGAGAUAGGCCCGACUGGCUACAUUGGCUCAAGCACAAGGAUAUUUACGCAGGGCCUAUCAGUACGGUGACUGUUUUCGGGCAGCGAAUAAUCAUUCUCAAUGAAAUCCAACUGGCAAUGGAGCUUCUUGAAAAGCGAUCUGCGGUGCAUUCGGACCGUCCCGAAAUGCCGUUUGCCAGGCUUUGUGGCUGGGCGGAUACCCUCGCUAUGCUGGGGUACUCUAAGCGCUUCAAUGCUUACCGCAGGAACAUACACCGCGAGAUCGGAUCUAAAGUAAGCGUUGCUCGCUUCACUUCAACACAGGAGGUCGAAGUGCGGCGUUUCCUACUCCGGGUAUUGGACAACCCGCAGGAUCUACUCGAUCAUACCCGAAAGUUGGCAGGAGCUGUGAUCCUGAAGAUCACCUAUGGCUACUCUAUUGAGCCCUUUGAUCGGGAUCCGCUUGUGGAUCUUGUCGAUGAGGCAGUGGAAGGGUUCUCUCUGGCUGCUCGUCCGGGAACAUGGCUCGUAGACUUUGCGCCUAUCUUGAGAUAUAUUCCGGCAUGGUUUCCAGGUGCUGGGUUUCAGAGAACUGCAAAGGCCUUCCGCAAGCUAACCCAGGCUCACUGCGAGGUCCCCUUCGCAUUUGUUAAGCAGCAGAUGUCUCAGCCCAACUAUGAACCAUCUUAUGUCUCGCAUCUACUGGGGGAGAAGCCGAUACCACCUGGGUCCGCAGAAGAGAUUGCUAUCAAGUGGUCAGCUGCCGCUCUCUAUGGCGGGGGAGCCGACACGACCGUUUCAGCCAUAUCGUCGUUUUUCUUGACGAUGGCUCUCUUUCCCGAAGCCCAAAGAACGGCUCAAGAAGAAAUCGACCGUGUUAUCGGGCCACAUCGAUUACCUGGGUAUGCUGACCGUGAAAAGCUGCCUUAUGUUGAGGCCCUGGUCAAGGAGGCCCUCCGCUGGCAUCCUGUUGGUCCUAUGGGCAUCCCUCACAGGUCUAUCAACCACGAUGUGUGCAAUGGUUAUUUUAUCCCCAAGGGGUCGAUUAUUCUCGCGAAUAUUUGGGCUUUCUGUCAUGAUCCGACUGAAUAUGCAAACCCAAUGGCCUUCCAGCCCGAGCGCUUCCUGGGCAAAACCCCAGAGCGCGAUCCACAUCAUAUCUCCUUUGGGUUCGGCCGUCGCGUUUGUCCCGGUCGUAUAAUCGCCGACGCGAAUAUCUACUUGACCAUUGUCCAAGCUCUAGCGGCUUUCACUACCGGUAAAGUCAUGAAGGACGGCAAGGAGGCCGACAUUAACCCGGAGUUUUUGCCUGGGGUAAUCAGUCACCCAGCGCCGUUCGAGGUGGAUAUUAAGGUGCGGAGCAAACAGUAUGAAGAGCUGAUUAGGGCAGUGGAAACAGAGCACCCUUGGGAGAAUAAACAUACACAGAUCCUCCGAGAUAUCUUAGUGGAGGCUGCCUAG
Aspergillus ochraceoroseus IBT 24754 is the source of this 1581-nucleotide messenger RNA. RefSeq names its product cytochrome P450. Gene Ontology annotation, molecular function: oxidoreductase activity, acting on paired donors, with incorporation or reduction of molecular oxygen; monooxygenase activity; iron ion binding. The record is from RefSeq and is a predicted model, not a curated record. Lineage: Eukaryota; Fungi; Ascomycota; Eurotiomycetes; Eurotiales; Aspergillaceae. Bases 1 to 1581 code for a protein of 526 amino acids. The transcript has 7 exons.